GGUCGCCGGGACGCUCGCCGGGAGGCCGCGCUGGCUGUGGUCGCGAGCGGCCGGCGCCUAAGUGACGCAGCCAGUCUGUCUGUGACAGGCCUCGGCCCCGUCUUCCCGGGCGUUUGUUCUGCAUGCUUGUUGCUGGGACCGGGCUCUAAGUGUGGUUAUGUGCUGCUCUUUUUAAGGAAGAAAAACUUACGCCUUUUAUUCAGUAAUCUUGUCUUUGCCCUCCUUUGCCUUUACGUAGAACCCUAAGGCUAAGUAAACAUUGAGAAUGUUGAAAAUAAUCAUCUUGAUGUACCACAUGCUUUUUGGCAAAAUGGAAUUCUGCUUGGAUUGUGUUGGAUGACACUAAUCUGUUUCUUCCCUAGUUGUAUAUAAUUUUGUUCCAUUGCUUUUCUUUUUUUCUUUAAGCAGUGAAUACCAAUUUUUUUCUCUGUUGUUGAGCCUUUCCUGUCAAUGUCAGAAAUCCUUUGUGUUUAAACAGGGCCUCAAUUGCUGAGUAAUGAUGAGGGCCCAACAUAUUAAUAGAUUAGGAAAUACGAAUUUCUAAAGUCCUACAGAAUUUUGUACCUGGGGUUGGCAGCCUUUGAGUGAAGUUGGAGAGGCAGACAGGGCAGGUUGCAGGGGGCUGGAGAGUGACAAGCAGGUGUGGGUUUAUGAUGACAGUUCUGGACUCUUGCACAAAUACCUUGCACAAUUUUAUGUUCAUAAUUGUGUAUUUUCUUAAAGAAUUACCCUUCCACCAAGUUGUGUAAGGUUCAGGCCCCAUAAACCCUGAAUCCACUCCAAGUGGCAAGGCAGGGGUAAGGACAGUUGAAAGGAUUCACCAUGGGGGUUGGGCUGGGAACUCAGACUGCAGUAGGAGGUGGUGGAUGAGCACCAAGAGGAGGAGCAGAUCCAGUGGGAGUGAGAACACAGGAGAGAGCAGCGUGUGAGACUGAGAGCGUGCAGAGGGAGAAGUUUGAGUGAUCGGGCAGCUCAUGCGUGCCAGGCGCUGGGGGAUACAAUGGUGAACAGGAGAGGCAGGCAGUCCUCCCUGCGCUCACAGUCUUGGCACUCACUCUGGAUUUCACCUAGGGGAGGAAGGAGCACAUGUACCAGGGCCUGGCCGUCCCCAAGAGGAUGCCUUUGAGGAUUGAGGCAGGCUAGAUCUCGGGGUUCCUCAUAAGGGUUCAAACUUGAUCCUGUGGCAGGGUAGGGGUGUUGAAUGUUUUAAGCAAGGGAAGACCACAUCUGUGCUUUAGGAAGAUCACCCUGUGUAUAUUAGAGAGAAACUCUUCCACAUAUGCGUGGGGAAAUGGGUACAAAACUUUUUCCACUAAUUGUGGAAUAGUCCAACAAUUGAAAAUAGUGAACUAGAGUUUCAUGUAUCUACAUGGAUAAAUCUCAAAAACAAUGUUCAGCUUUUAAAAAAACUGGUUGCAAAAGGACAAUACCAGUAUAUCACUACUUUGUAUAAAGUUUGAUAACAUACUAUGUGUUAUUAUUUAUAGGCACAUACUCGUGGUGAAAAUAAAAAGCAUGUAUGGGAAGUCAGGUUUGGUGGCUAAGGCCUAUGGUCCCAGCAUGUUGGGAGGCUGAAGUGAGAAGAUCACUUGAGCCCAGGAGUUUGAGUCCAGCCUGGGCAACAUCGUAAGGCCCCAUCUCUUGAAAAAUAAAAAGCAUGUAUGAGAAUUAUAUACACCAGUAGUUCUCAAUCACCUAGAGCAGCAGUCCCCAAACUUUUUGGCACCAGGGAUCAGUUUCACAGAAGACAAUUUUUCCAUGGACCGGGGGUGGGGCAUCACCGCCUCGGCUCCACCGCACAUCAUAGGCAUUAGAUUCUCAUAAGGGGCUGCAACCUAGAUCCCUCACAUGCGCAGUUCAUAGUAGGGUUCAAGCUCCUAUGAGAACCUAAUGUCCCCGCUGACCUGCCAGGAGGCAGAGCUUGGGCAGUGAUGAGCAGUGGGGAGUGGCUGUAAAUACAGAGGAAGCGUCACUCACUCGCCCGCUGCUCACCGCCUGCUGUAUGGCCCAGGGGUUGGAGACCACAGACCUAGAGGACUUAUUAAAACAGAUUUUGUUUCUGAUUGAGUAGUAGGUCUAGGGUGAAGACCUAAGAAUUUGCAUUUCUCCCAAGUUCCCAGAUGAUGCUGAUGUUACAGGUCCAGGGACCUCAGUUUGAGAACCUCCCAUGUACACCAGUUUGAGGACAGUGAUUACUACUUGGGAGGGGUCCAAGGGGGCUUCCACUAUAUAUGUAAUAUUUCUUUAAAAAGGGCCUGAAACAAAUGUGAUGCAAUGUAACUUGACAAAGCUAUAUAGGUGUUCAGGAUCCUACUUUUUAUUUUUGUCUCUGUUUGAAACAUUUCAUGGAAGAAAAAGGAUCCUGUUUGCUGUAUGGAGGAUGGAUUGGAAGAGAGGAAGAAGAGGGAGAUCUUGCAGGAAACUGUUGCAGAAGCCGAGGAAAUCACAGAGGGUAGCACGAUGAAAAAGCAGCCCCAGGACAGCAGGAAAGGCCUGGCACCCAGGGAGGUGCCCCCGGCAGUCAGGCUGCUGCUGGCCAUGGCCCUCAUGAACGCGCUGCUCUACCUCUGCCUGGGUCGGGUCUUUACUUCCCCCCAACAUUCCGUGGGGAACGCCGGGCACUGUCCCUAUGGCCACUUCAAAAUAGGACAGAUGAAAAACUGCUCUCCAUGGCUGUCCUGCGAGGAGCUGAGAACAGAAGUGAGGCAGCUGAAGCACGUUGGGGAAGGAGCCGUGAAGAGGGUCUUUCUGUCUGAGUGGAAGAAACAAAAAGUUGCUCUCUCACGGCUCACCAGUCUGGAGAUGAAGGACGAUUUCCUCCACGGGCUGCAGAUGCUGAAAUCUCUACAGAGCAAACAUGUUGUCACACUGCUUGGCUAUUGUGAAGAUGACAACACUAUUCUUACCGAAUAUCACCCCUUAGGCUCCUUGAGCAACUUGGAGGAAACGCUAAACCUUUCCAAGUACCAGCAUGUGAACACAUGGCAGCACCGCCUGCAGCUGGCCGUGGGCUACGUCGGCGUCAUCCACUACCUGCACCACAGCCCCCUGGGCACGCUGGUCAUGUGCGACUCCAACGACCUGCCCAAGACGCUGUCCCAGUUCCUGCUGACCAGUGACUUCAGCAUUGUGGCAAAUGACCUGGACGCCUUGCCCCUGGUGGACCACAGCACUGGGCUGCUGGUGAAGUGCGGCCACAGGGAGCUGCAUGGGGAUUUUGUGGCUCCGGAGCAACUGUGGCCCUUUGGAGAGGAUGUGCCUUUCCAGGACGAUCUUAUGCUGCCAUAUGACGAGAAGAUCGACAUCUGGAAGAUCCCAGACGUUUCUGGUUUCCUUCUGGGGCACGUUGAAGGGAGCGAUAUGGUUCGAUUCCAUUUGUUUGAUAUUCAUAAGGCGUGUAAGAGCCAGACUCCUGCAGAAAGACCCACUGCUCAGGACGUUCUGGACACUUACCAGAAGGUUUUGAAUUCACUCCGAGAUGCCGUGAUGUCUCAGACGAGAGAAAUGCUAUAAAAGCCAGUCCAGUCAUUGAAGGAUGGGAUUUAAGGACUGAAUGGAAGUUACAGCCGUUCUCUUGACGGUGGAGGGUUUUGCCUGAGUCUCAUGUUUCGUUGUUUUUUGCCGUUUAGCCAUGUGGUUCUUUUUCUACAUCCAUGUGCACAUUUGAGCGUGUUCUGCUUAUCCUGGCCACCUGGUGGAAGUUGCUAAGCAAGAACAAACCAGGCCUGGUUUAAAUCUGGCUUCGCCUUUCCAAUGCCAGUUGCUUCCUGGUGAAGAUGUGGAGAAGCAGUGAAUCUGGUCAGUAUUCAAGGGAAGUAACAAAAAUGUAACUACAAAAAGGCUUCCCCUGCACUAAUAGUUGGAUUUAUAAGUUUGCAAGAAACACAUAUAGCGAAGAGUUUUAAAUGGUAAUACAUGAAAGAAACAUAGAGUAGUUCUUCAAGGAACAUCUUUCCUGUAAUUCUUAAAAUGUAUUGUUCUAAUCAAAUGGAUGUACAAUAAUAAGUGUGGGUGAGGAUUAUGGAAAAAUUGAAACCCUCAUACAUUGCUGGUGGGAAUGAACAAUGGUACAGCCACUUUGGAAAACAGUCUGGCAG
Molecule: messenger RNA, 4097 nt
Organism: Lemur catta (Ring-tailed lemur)
Lineage: Eukaryota; Metazoa; Chordata; Mammalia; Primates; Lemuridae
Gene: POMK
Product: protein O-mannose kinase
Exons: 3
Coding region: 2374-3513 (379 amino acids)
Biological process (GO): protein phosphorylation; carbohydrate phosphorylation; protein O-linked glycosylation
Cellular component (GO): endoplasmic reticulum membrane
Molecular function (GO): ATP binding; carbohydrate kinase activity; protein kinase activity
Source: RefSeq, a predicted model, not a curated record